Molecule: messenger RNA, 3635 nt
Organism: Carica papaya (papaya)
Lineage: Eukaryota; Viridiplantae; Streptophyta; Magnoliopsida; Brassicales; Caricaceae
Source: RefSeq, a predicted model, not a curated record
AAUGAUUCGGGUUCCGGGUCAUGGGUUCUGUUUAGACGAGCUAAAAUGAUGUGGAGCGGUAUGUGUUCGUGUUCAAACUCUGGAGGCGAUCAACAAAUGCUUCAAGAUUGUUGUCUGAGUACAAAUUUUUUCUCAAGGGCAAACGCUAAGCCUGAAGCUUGUUGCUAUUUGUUGGCUUCAAGAUAUUGUCGAGGACUCUUUUCUUUACUUAUUGUUUCCUUCUAUGGCGGUUGGUAUAUCCUCCUGCUGAAAUACGCUAGCAUUGUACAGGUGGGUUUCUUUGUUAAGUUAAUAUCAGUUUCAUGACGGAGUAUUAGAUUUCUAAGAGAUACCAACUUUCUAGAGGUUCUUCCGCAGUAAUUAUGAAGAAUAUAAUGGAUAUACUUUAAUUGCUUGAAGAUUUUGAAUCACAGAUGGUAAUUCACUUGUGAUGGAGUUAUGAAGACCCCUUUCAUCUUUUCCUCCACUUGGAGGAAAGCUUCUGCAUCAACAAACAAGGGUUCUCAAUAUCUCUUAUGAUGGAUUUCAUUCAAGAUUAUGGAGAAGAGUGCCAUCUCCUCCCUUGGCUGUUCUUUUCAGCUCUUGUCCCAACGUUGUUUUGCUCCAAAGUCUUUUCAGGUCUCCUUAUUUAGAAGACUAAGCCAAAGACUUCAUUAUGCAAGGUCAGCCAAUGCUAGACCUUUUCCUGAUUACUCCCCCAAGAAACCCACCAUAAAAGACUCUGAAUUUGUCCAUCAAAUCUCCAAUGCAAUAAAGUUACGUCGCUUUGAGCCCCUCCGUCGCAUCCUAAAGCCUUAUGAAUCCAAGUUCAGGCCUGAUCACUUUAUUUGGAUUCUCAUGAACAUUAAGACUGACUAUAGACUGGUUUUGAAUUUCUUUGAUUGGGCAUGCAUCCGCAGAGAACCAACACUAGAAGCCCGUUGCAUUGUUAUUCAAAUUGCCACAGCUUCAAAGGAUUUAAAAAUGACGCAUAAGCUUAUUCGUGAUUAUUGGGAAAAACCAAAUUUGGAUAUUAAUCAUUGCUUCCCUUAUUUUCUGGAGCGGUUAAUUUAUACAUAUAAGGACUGGGGUUCAAAUCCUCAUGUAUUUGAUAUUUUCUUCCAAGUCCUCAUUGGAGCUGGAAUGUUCGGUGAGGCAAGAAAGGUUUUUGACAAAAUGUUGAACUAUGGAUUAGUCAUCUCUGCUAAUUCCUGCAAUUUUUAUCUCAGCCGAUUAUCGAACAAUUUCAAUGGAGUUGGGAUGGCAAUUCGGGUUUUUAACGAAUUUCCUGAUGUAGGUGUCUGCUGGAACACAGAAUCAUACAACAUUAUUAUUCAUUCUCUUUGUCAAUUGGGGAAAGUAAAAGAAGCCCACCAUUUAGUCCUGCUAAUGGAGUUCAGGGGCAUUGUUCCUGAUGUUAUAAGUUAUAGUACCAUAAUUGAUGGAUAUUCUCAUGUUGGAGAGCUACAAACAGUGUUGAAGCUUAUAGAAGAGAUGGAAAUAAAAGGAUUGAAACCAAAUUCAUAUACCUACAACAGCAUAAUUCUUCUUCUCUGCAGAACAGGUAGACUCUUGGAAGCAGAGAAGUUCUUUAGGGAGAUGAUAAAUUGGAAAAUUUUUCCUGAUAAUGUGGUUUAUACAACUUUGAUUGACGGGUUCUGUAAGAAAGGAAAUACAGGAGUUGCGUAUAUGUUGUUUGAUGAAAUGCAUGGUUUAGGAAUCAUUCCUGAUGUGUUAACAUAUACAGCCAUGAUUUGUGGCUUGUGCCAAACAGGAAAGAUGGCAGAAGCAGAUAAACUCUUUCAUGAAAUGCUUAGUCGAGGGUUUGAACCAGAUGAAGUUACAUAUACUGCAAUUAUUGAUGGCUAUGGCAAGGCAGGUGAAGUCAAAAAGGCCUUUUUGGUCCACAACCAAAUGGUUCAGAUGCACUGUACACCAAAUGUUGUCACAUAUACUGCUCUGGUUGAUGGCCUUUGUAGACUUGGGGAGGUAGAUACAGCAAAUGAGCUUCUUCAUGAGAUGUGUGGGAAGGGCCUUCAACCAAAUAUCUGUACCUACAACGCAAUUGUUAAUGGCUUAUGUAAAGUGGGAAAUAUUGCACAAGCUCAAAAGCUGAUGGAGGAUAUGGAGGUGACAGGACUUCAUCCUGAUACUGUUACUUAUACCACUCUAAUGGAUGCUUACUGUAAGGCAGGGCAGAUGGUUAAUGCACAUGAGCUUUUGCGAGAGAUGCUGGAUAGAGGGCUUAAACCUACUGUUGUCACGUUCAAUGUCCUGAUGAAUGGGUUUUGUAUGUCUGAAAUGCUAGAAGUUGGUGAGAGACUACUAAAUUGGAUGUUGGAGAAGGGUAUAAUGCCAAAUGCAACUACAUACAAUUCUCUUCUGAAACAAUACUGCAUUAAACGUGACAUGCGAGCAACUACAAGUAUUUAUAGAGGCAUGUGUUCUCGAGGAGUGAUGCCUGAUGGAAACACUUACAAUAUUUUAAUAAAAGGGCAUUGUAAAGCUAGGAAUAUGAGAGAGGCAUGGUUUUUGCACAAAGAAAUGGUUGGAAAUGGAUUUGAUCUCUCUGCUAGUUCCUACAAUGCCCUCAUCAAGGGAUUUGUUAAGAGGAAGAAAUUUUUGGAGGCAAGAGAACUUUUUGAAGAGAUGAGAAGGAAAGGAUUAGUUGCAAAUAAAGAAAUAUACAAUUAUUUUAAUUAUAUAAAUUUUGAAGAAGGGAGCACAGAGUCCAUUCUGGAUCCUUGUGAUGAAAUUAUAGAGAAGUGCCUUGUGGGUGAGGCUGACAAUGAAAACUAAUAGCUGGCAGCCAGAGUUUCAGUUUUGAUUCGCAUACACCUGCAGGAAAGUCUCUUUUCAGAAUCGGUUAUAAUCUUCUAAGCAUCAUGUUGAUAUGUGCACUGGGCGUCUGAAAUUUAUGAUGACGACAUGAUGGAUCAAGUGCUCUGAUAUGCAUUUUCAGCAUGCAUGUGUCGACUAUGUCAAUAUAGCUGUCUAUGAGUUCCCUAUAUGAAGGUACUGACGAUGGAUGAAGUACUCUGAAAUGCAUUUUCAGUAUGCGUGUGUCGACUAUCUCAAUGUGGCUGUCUAUGAGGAGUUCCCUAUAUGAAGUGGGCUUGGUCAUCAGAGUUGAAUUUCUGUCAUCUUAGGUUGGAGUUUUGACCCAAAACAGAUGAAGCACAGUUAUGGAAACCCUACGAAAAUCAACCCCAAUGGAGAGAGGAAGCUGGUUCUUGGGCAUUAUUUUUAUCGAACUGACUAGAAAUCACUUGUGCAUGAAGACAAGUUGACCGGUCACCACAUGAAAUGGGAAUUUGACAUAAAUAGAAGGUGGUGGCUGUCAGCAAUCUCAAGUUAUUAUAUGUCAGAAUUUCUGAUUUCAAAACAUCCUGGUAACCCAGAAGUUUUGUAAACUCGGAGUAAAGUUUUAACACAGUUCUUUCAUUGGCAUACAUAUCUCCUGUCCAUUUUUUGAGGAAUUCUUCCCGGUCUGACAGUAUAGAUUUGCUAGUGGAGCUGAUGAAUGUAUACAAUAAUAGCACAUGAAUACACAGUGCUAAUUGUGAAUAAAAAUUCUGUAUAUGAUGAGAAGAUGACCUUGUAUCAAAUAUAUGUUUCAUUUCAAGACCUUUCCGUUCACUCAAAGUUCUUUCAGG